CGCGUUUUUCCCACGCUUCAUCACAAGCUGCAUCACAAGGGACUGCCAACAUUGCUCAAUAGCUUCAAAUACAGUGAGCGAGUAGUUGGGCGGUCCACGUUGCAUCAUCGUCUUCCAAGCAACGGGACUCCGCACUGAAUAUCCAGUCCAAAGCGCGGAACUUCAAACAUGGAACCUCAGGAUGGUGGGCAUCGUGAUACCCACAAGGUGCAACCGCUUUCGAAAGCCAAUGUUGCGCGUAUACAAGUGGACAAACAAGAGCAUCUAUCCUUCAUCUUGGACUAUGUAAGGCAGCAGAGUGACCUGGUGAAACCGCGUCCGCCGGACCGACCGGCAACAAUACCGUCCCUGGAGCUCGAGGCUGCAUGUCCGACUGCUGGGAAAUCGAAGAAAGUGCAUGCGAUGAAAGGAAAAGAUGGGUCGAUUCUAAGUAGCGUGAGAAUUUCACCCUUACGCCCCAGCAAUCUUCGGGCGAAGAAGCAACUGCAAGUGGAGCAAAUGGAGAGGCUGGAGCAGGAAACGAUGGAGUCGGCGCAUUUAGAACACGUUGAAGAGCCGAUUCCAAUACAUGAAUUGCCCCCAGAGGAUGUAGAGAUUGCACAACCGCAACCCGUACCUGCUUCGCCGCGUCGCGAGCCCUUGGCGCUGGUUCCAGCUGAAGAGCGGAACAAGGCAAAGCGUCUAUCAAAGGGAUUAGAACGUGGAAAACCAAGCUCGACGGUGAUUGAUGAUCCUCUCGAGUCAUCAGUAAAUCAGAAACCGAGCAAGAACAAAAUCACGGGAAAGAUUCCGCAGAAGUUGGAGCGGAAGUUCGGUUCGGAGACGACAAGUAACAUCUCCAGUGAAAACGAUGCGUUCAAAGUUUUGAAGAAGUCGACUAAGAAGACCAUCAAAGAAACGAAGGCGGCCAGAGGCGAGAAGGUUGGAAAGGCGGAUAGAAAGAAAGGAAAUGCUCUGGCGACCAAAGUGAUGGAGACUUUUCACUCGGAUCAAGUGACCAGAGGCAGGCUUACGAGAAAAGCGAACGACUCGCAGAGACGGCUGGGCAUGUUCAACAAAGGAGUUCGAUCUGAGAAAGUACACCUGGGGAGAGUUGGGAACCUCGCUUUCGACGAAGCGGAAUUUUUGGCGGAUCACCCUACUCGUCUGGCACAUGCCCCGCGCAAACCUGCGGUAGAAACUGGAGUUAUGAUCUCUGACUACUUUCAACAGCAACCUGCUGCUCUCGCGAAGCGACCGAAAGAGACGAGCAAUGCACAGAAGAGAACAAUGACGGAGGUGGACGCGGGGACCUCUUUCGUCAGUCACGCCGAAGACCCAGACCCGCCCUCGCCGGUGGAGAUCGACUGUGGGUUGGAAUCAGGAGUUGGGGUCGCAAACACGACACCGUCACCACCGAAGCGGAGGCCAGCACAAGCUUAUAAGGUUGAAGUCGUCAUCGAGAGCGACCCACGGAAGAAGGUAUUCUCGGCGAACUGCUCUCUUGGCAAAGUCCUCUGAGCUGACAUCGAUCGGAUCCAGAAACUGGCAGAGAAAUACUUCUCGCCAGGGCAUAGAAGCGACCACUUGCGGAGUGACUCACAAAAAAUAGAUUCUGUCGCUGUUCCCAGGUCC
This is a messenger RNA of Fimicolochytrium jonesii, 1614 nucleotides long. RefSeq lists its product as uncharacterized. NCBI's taxonomy places the organism in Eukaryota, Fungi, Chytridiomycota, Chytridiomycetes, Spizellomycetales, Powellomycetaceae. The transcript is spliced from 9 exons. The coding region runs from base 169 to 1500 and encodes 443 amino acids. The record is from RefSeq and is a predicted model, not a curated record.